UUCUCUGUUCUUUAGAAACUCCAUGCUGCCGUGCUGAAAUGAGACAAAACUUGGAGGGAAGGGACUGUAGGGGUUUAUACACAGUGCUGCCCUUUACCACCACUGCUUGACUCUCCUGCACAAUCCUCUCUGCCCAGGAUUAAGUUUUCAUCCAGCCUGUUGCUGAUCGAACUAUUCUGACUUCAGGAGGUGGAAGUGAAGCCAUUCUCUGAGAUCGAUGCGACACCUAAGACUCGUUUGACUCUUGCUGGGCCUGACCUAUGAAAUCAACACAUGGCUAUUAAUAUGUCCUAAUUAUUUUUCCGAAAGAAAAAAGAGAAGAGUGAAGAAAGUAAAGAGGCUGAAGCCAAGUCAAAAGGAGCUGGUAGAACACAGGAAGAACCUUGCCAGAUCAGACUAAACAGCAAGCUAGUCAACUACUUUGCAACAAAUCAGAUUAUCUACAAGGAGUCUACAAAACAGGACAUGGAGGCAAUCUCUGUUCCUCAUCAUCUUCAGAUUUAUCACUGAUGUUUAGCACGCAGGUUCCAUGGACGUUCCAAAAAUUUCUCAAACACUUAUGAGAAGAGCGUUGUUAAGCGAGACAUCUGAUUUUUCGCCAUCAGGCAAGUUGUCUGAGGAUGCUUCCAGGAAAGAAUGAAUAAGACCAGAUUUGUUCUGACGUGCCCAAUCUUUAUAUAGAUACAUAAUCCAGAACAGCAUCUGAUUCCUAGCUUAUUUUCAGAGCUAAGAUGUUUGGGGGACAGUCUCCUGGUUGCCAUGAUACAGCCGCCCAUCCUAGGACUGCUGAAAGAAGGUGGCUGGGCAAGUCCUUCAGAGAAUUGGAAUCUUUUUAAGUGUUGGUGGGGCAGCUGCUAUGUGAGUCUGCACAGAGGAAAAGUGAUACCUGGCAGCCACAGCAGCAUGAAUUCCACAAAUGUGACAGAUGGCACUCUUUCCCGUUGGCAAAAAGCUCUGAUUGGGUUAGUUCUCACAGUCCUCAUCGUGGUGACUGUCUGUGGAAAUGUGAUGGUGUGCCUGGCUGUAUGCUUCAACCGCCGGCUCCGUAGUCUAACUAACUGCUUCAUUGUUUCCCUGGCUUUCACAGACCUUCUACUAGGCCUGCUGGUGGUACCAUUUUCAGCCACCUAUGAAAUCUCCUCCCAUAUAUGGUCCUGGAGCAUUACUUUGUGCAACAUUUACAUUAGCUUGGAUGUCAUGCUGUGCACAGCUUCCAUCCUCAAUCUCUUCAUGAUUAGCCUGGACCGCUAUUAUGCCAUAACAGCACCUCUUCGCUACCCUACCGUAGUCACUCCUCUGCGGGUGGCUGUGGCUAUGGUCCUUAUCUGGGUGGUGUCACUCAUGGUUUCAUUCCUACCCAUUCAUUUGGCUUUGAACACCAAUGGAACUAUACAGAACACGCUCUUGACCAAUGGGAAGCAAGAAUGCAAGCUGGGGGUCAAUAAGCUGUAUGUUCUGGUGGAUGGGCUGCUUACUUUCUACCUCCCUUUGGUUAUCAUGUGCAUCACCUAUUUCCGUAUAUUCAAAAUAGCCAGGGAGCAAGCUAAGAGAAUCAACAACACUACCAGCUUCAGGGCAGUCAGAAGUGUGUUGCCCACUGUGAAGGAACACAAAGCUACAGUGACUCUUGCAGCUGUAAUGGGAGCCUUCAUUAUCUGCUGGUUUCCUUAUUUUACAGUCUUCAUGUACCAAGGCCUGAGGGGUACAGUGUCCGAAACACUGCUGACCAUUGUCAUGUGGCUUGGGUAUGCCAAUUCGGCCUUGAACCCUAUCUUAUAUGCUGCACUAAACAGGGACUUCCGGACAGCUUACCAGCGGUUGCUCAGGUGUCGGAGGGUAGGGCCUGACAUCCGAGAGACUCCCCCGACCCAUGAAAUGAGACACAGAAACUGUGAUCAGGCAAUGAACAUGCUGGAAGAUAAAGCUCUAGAGCUGCAUACAAUGAAUGGUAAGAGGAACUCUCUUAUCCAGGAUGGCAAAGAAAGGAUUCUGACUGCAGCGUAUGAUGCCUCCUCUCCCACUAUCAUGUCUUACUUUCAGAGCGUCUGGUUGGCCAAGGUCCUUCUAAGAGGGAAGCAUGGACCCCAGUGUUUGAGGAGCCCCUGCCAAAUGCACAGAAGACAAGGCAGCUCUCUGUACCCCAUAAAACUUUUUAUUGUGCCUUCUUCUGAGCCAGGACCUGCUUUCUGAGAAGUGGAAUGACUCAAAGAUGGCUCGAGAGGUGGAACAUCUGAAAGGGACACCACUGAACUCCUACUCUCCGGAAAGGCACACCAUCUCCUCUCCUCAAGGUGGUUUGCUUACAGAGCUUGCUAUGCAAGGACCAGGGUAUUACUGUAAUAUUUUUGAGGUGUCAUGUCCCCAUACCUGCGCAGCUGUAUGGUGAUAAAUAGCUGUACGUUCCUUGAUGUUUGUGCACCUGCACUUAGAAAGCAAAAUCUUCAAUCCAAUGUCUUGUCAAUUGGUCAGGACUUGUUUCAUUGAAGAAAUCAGAAGAAAAGCCAAGGCUGAAAUGCUGCCCGUACCGGAGACUGUAGAAUCCUAUGUCUCCCAUAUAAGAACUCUAAGACAAUCUGGGGCUCCAUUUUGUUGCCAGGCUUAUGCUAAAAUGUACCUGAAGAUUCAUUUUUA
Messenger RNA from Pogona vitticeps (central bearded dragon), 2631 nucleotides. It is a transcript of the gene HRH2, whose product is annotated as histamine receptor H2. Gene Ontology annotation, cellular component: dendrite; plasma membrane. NCBI's taxonomy places the organism in Eukaryota, Metazoa, Chordata, Lepidosauria, Squamata, Agamidae. Gene Ontology annotation, biological process: G protein-coupled receptor signaling pathway, coupled to cyclic nucleotide second messenger; positive regulation of vasoconstriction; gastric acid secretion. Gene Ontology annotation, molecular function: histamine receptor activity; neurotransmitter receptor activity; G protein-coupled serotonin receptor activity. The record is from RefSeq and is a predicted model, not a curated record.